Molecule: messenger RNA, 477 nt
Organism: Centruroides sculpturatus (bark scorpion)
Lineage: Eukaryota; Metazoa; Arthropoda; Arachnida; Scorpiones; Buthidae
Product: dynein heavy chain 3, axonemal-like
Exons: 3
Biological process (GO): microtubule-based movement
Cellular component (GO): dynein complex
Molecular function (GO): minus-end-directed microtubule motor activity; dynein intermediate chain binding; dynein light intermediate chain binding
Source: RefSeq, a predicted model, not a curated record
CAAUUAUUCUGAGAUAAAUAUAUAAGAGUUUUGUAUUGUAAAUUUUAGGGACUUAAAGUCAGUUCCACUGCAUCGUCUCUGCAUAAUUUUUUUACGGAGCGGAUACAUCAAAAUUUACACAUAAUUAUGCCUAUGAGUGUAACUACAAAGUUAUUUCGCACGUACCUCAGAAUGUUUCCCUCUCUUGUGAAUUGUUGCACAAUGGAUUGGUUUCAGACAUGGCCAGAAGAUGCUUUUGAAACAAUAACUGAUAAACUGUUACAAGAUGUCAAAAUAGAAACAGAAACAUAUUCUUCCUGCAUGCAACUUUGCAAAUAUUUUCAUCAAGAUUAUUACAAGAUUAUUGAGCAAUAUCAAGUUCACACUGGCAAAAAUAUUUACACAAGUCCCUCAAAAUAUGUAGAAUUAAUUCUAACAUUUAAACAAUUGCUUGGUAAAAAAAGAGAAGAAUUGUCGGCAUUUCGUAAUCGUUACAUA